Molecule: messenger RNA, 6561 nt
Organism: Carassius auratus (goldfish)
Lineage: Eukaryota; Metazoa; Chordata; Actinopteri; Cypriniformes; Cyprinidae
Product: rap guanine nucleotide exchange factor 1-like
Exons: 27
Coding region: 566-4159 (1197 amino acids)
Biological process (GO): Ras protein signal transduction
Cellular component (GO): plasma membrane
Molecular function (GO): guanyl-nucleotide exchange factor activity
Source: RefSeq, a predicted model, not a curated record
UCUGAUUUGAGCUGUAUUAUCUGAUGUCUGCUGCUUCUUUCUCCUGUAAUGGAAGUUUAAAAUGUAUUGACCGGUUUUCCAUUGUCUUUUUCCAGAUGAGUGUAAUUUAGUUUGCGCUGUUUUCCAUGCCGUAGGCUUUAUCGAUCGUUUCUCACAUGUCAGGCAGUUGUUCAUCUGCGGAUCUAGACCAUCAUUGCUCCAUAGUUCCUUUCGGAAUCGGGAUGUUUUGGCAUUCCGACAUCAUCCGGCUCACACGGAACUCUGAGACUAGGGACUUCUCUGCAGUUCUAACGGAGCUUAUUUUUAGAUUCCAGCACACGGUUUGAUGUCUGAGUCAGGCUGGGUCAUAAUAAUCAACUGAGGGUGACUAACCACAGACCCUGAGUGAUGUCUCUGAUCCUGGAUGCUUAUUUCUGACUUCCACCGGUGACCUGGAUGUGGAUGGACAGUGGGCUUGAAGAAAAUGUCCAAUAUCACCUCCAAAGAUCCCUGUUUGAGGUGAACACGACUGGAGAAGUCUAAAGCCGUUCUUAAGUUCAGUAAGCAGAACUCGUCCAGGUUCUACAUGGGGAACAGCAGUCGGAGAACCCAACCUCUUCUAGAGGAGACAGACUAUUUUUAUACAGGAGAAGUAGAUCGAGAAUCCCAGAAGUCUCACCUCUCCUCUUUCACAAUGAAAUUGAUGAAAUUUCAUUCCCCGAAGAUUAAACGAACUCCAUCUAAGAAGAGCAGACAGCUUCAGCCAGAGCCUACAGUGACGACUCCAGAGAAACCUGUUAACAAGAAGGUGAGUCGGUUAGAGGAACAGGAAAAGGAGGUGGUGAGUGCUCUACGUUACUUUAAGACGAUUGUGGACAAGAUGAACGUCGACGCGAAGGUUUUGCAGAUGCUUCCUGGUUCGGCUAGUAAAGUAUUGGAGGCCAUAUUGCCGGUGAUGCAUGUAGAGGCUCGAAUACAGCACAGUUCGGCAGUGUCCUCCUGUCAUAACCGCGUCUAUCAGAGUUUGGCGAAUCUCAUUCGCUGGUCUGACCGGGUGAUGCUGGAGGGCAUCGACCUCGACGACAAGGACACUGUGGCAACCGUCACCACGGUGAUCAAAGCUGUGCUGGAUGGUGUGAAGGAGCUAGUGAAACUCACUAUAGAGAAACAGGAGCAACCAUCCCCGACAUCCCCCAGCAAACCAGCACUUCCUCUGUCCAAAACAGAGAGUGUGUGUGAAAAUCCUCUAACCGAGCGAGAGAAGGCGAUCCUGAGUAAGACCACGCCCAUUGUCCCGCCCACUGCCAGCUUGACUGACAUGUCAGAGGAAGAGGUUGCUCCGCCCAAACCUCCUCUACCUGAAGUUAAACUGGCAGAGCACAGGAAAAGGAUGCAGUUGUGCUCCGAUCCUGUUGCCGGGCAGCGGAGGGCCACGACGAUGGAAACCCCGCCCGCUCUGCCUCCCAAGAAGCGACAGUCGGCCGCCUCCCCCACACGUGUUGCUGUGGUAGCGCCGAUGAGUCGAGUCCCAUGUGGUCCCAACCUGCCUCCUGGAGCUCUGAGACAGCAGCAGGAGUUUGACGUGGAUCUCCUCCAGAGGCGUUUCUCCGGUGGGAGCCAGUCAUACGACGGGGAUUCGCCUCGUCUUUCUCCCUGCAACAGUAUGGGAAAACUCAGUAAGUCCGUCGAGCAGCUCUCAUCUCUGGAGCGAGACAGUGGCCAGUGCUCGCGCAACACUAGCUGUGAAACACUAGAGGGAUACGAUCCAGAUUAUGACUUCCUGCAUCAGGAUCUAUCCGAUUCCGAGCCUUUACCGUUUCCGACAGGCACUGGUAGCAGUCUGAGCCCUCUCCCAGAAUGCCACGGGGAGUCUCCGUCGUUAAGCCCCGCCCAUGUCCCCGCCCACCCACGUUUCAGCGCUCCCGUCACCAAUCAGGCUUCCCCGGAGUACUGGACUCCGCCCCCCACACCUGGACCGACCAAUAGCGUGCUUCCUCCCGCCCUCCCACAGAAGCAGCGGCGGUCUGCGCCGAUUAUAUCGGCGUACCCUCUUUACGAGCGCCUCCCAUCGCACUACGAGAACCUGUCAGAAGAGGAGCAGGCCACUCCGCCGUUCCCGCUGCUGCCGCAGGUCAACGGAGACGACCUCUCGCACUGCACCGACACCGACAGCCCUCCGCCGCUGCCAGAGAAGAAGGGCAAACAGAUCCUCCAAUACAUGCAGUUUGUGGAGGAUUACUCUGAACCGCAGCCGUCCGUCUUCUACCAGAUGCCUCAGAACGAGAGUAUUUACGAGCAGCGGAGGAACAAGCGCUUUCAGGAGGUUUACGGCGUCAACGAUUCCUACAGCAGCUCCGACUCCGUCCACGAAGCCGUCCCUCCGCCAGCGCUGCCUCCCAAACAGAGACAGCUGGCCUCCUACACUUCUCCUCCUCCUCCUCCUCCUCCUUCGUCCUCCUCUUCCUCUUUUUCAAUUCCCCCUCCUCCUGCUGGGCUUCUGGAGGAGGCGGAGCCUGCUCUUGGUCUCAGCCUAUCAGUGUCUAACUCCUUCCUCAGUGGCCACGCCUCUUUGACCACACCUGUGAGUUCUGACGUGGUUGGUUUGACCAGUGCCGGCAGAGCUCUAGACGGUGGGGGUGUCUCUAACGGGUCCUUGACCAGCUCUCCGGUCUCUCUGGCCGUCUGUCCUCCGUCUGAAUCUUCUCUUUCUGAUUCACUUCUUACCUCUGCGAGUGAAAGUGUUGAUGAAGGCGGUGAGGGAGAGUAUGUGAACCUGUACUCCUCCACACAGGCUAAUGGAGAAAACACACACCGCGCUGACCCCUCAUCAUGUGAAGAUGAGCUUCAGGACCACACCCCUCACAUACCCACCUCCAACAGCAAAGAAGCCUUGUCUAAGGACAGGCCGAAGGAACCCAGUCAUGGUCAGAUCAAUGAUGUUGAUGAACUGUCCCUCAUUGAUCAUAAUGAGAUUAUGAACCGUAUCGCACUCAAAGCAGAGAAUGAUGAUGGUCCUGAUGUGAGAGCCGGCUCUGGUGAUAUACUAUUAGUUCACGCUACAGAAACAGACCGCAAAGAUUUGGUGCUUUACUGCGAGGCUUUUCUCACCACCUACAGAACCUUCAUAUCGCCCGAAGACCUGAUUAAAAAACUACACUACAGAUAUACUCGCUUCUGUCACAGUCCGGACACCUUUAGGAAGCGUGUCAGUAAAAACACCUUCUUUGUGCUGGUGAGAGUCGUGGAUGAACUCUGUCUGGUGGAGCUGACCGAGGACAUCCUGAGGCAGUUGAUGGAUCUGGUCUUCCGGCUGGUCUGUAACGGAGAGCUGAGUCUGGCGAGGGUCCUGCGAAAGAACAUCCUCGAUAAAGUGGAACAGAAGAGGCUCCUGCGACACAUGCACAUGCUCAAACCUCUCGCCGCGCGGGGCGUCUCUGCCAGGCCCGGCACGCUGCAUGAUUUCCGCAGUCAUGAGGUCGCCGAUCAGCUGACGUUGCUGGACGCAGAACUGUUUUACAAGAUUGAGAUUCCUGAGGUGCUGCUUUGGGCGAAGGAACAGAAUGAAGAGAAAAGUCCAAAUCUGACCCAGUUUACAGAGCACUUUAACAACAUGAGCUACUGGGUGCGCUCUAUCAUCAUCCAGCAGGAGAAAGCUCAGGACAGAGAGAAACUGCUGCUCAAAUUCAUCAAAAUCAUGAAGCACUUGAGGAAACUGAAUAACUUCAACUCUUAUUUGGCGAUUCUCUCGGCGCUGGACUCUGCACCAAUCAGGCGACUGGAAUGGCAGAAACAGACGUCUGAGGGUUUGGAGGAGUACUGCACCUUGAUUGACAGCUCGUCGUCCUUCAGAGCGUAUAGAGCGGCGCUAGCAGACGUGGAGCCUCCAUGCAUACCAUACCUGGGUUUGAUCCUACAGGACUUGACAUUCGUUCACCUCGGAAACCCGGAUUUUAUUGAUGGUAAAGUGAAUUUCUCCAAGCGCUGGCAGCAGUUCAACAUUCUGGACAGCAUGAGACGCUUCCAGCAAGUACACUACGAACUGAAACGGAACGAAGACAUCGUCUCGUUCUUCAACGACUUUAGCGAUCACCUGGCAGAGGAGGCAUUAUGGGAGCUCUCGCUCAAGAUCAAACCACGAAACAUCUCGCGGCGCAGGACAGAGCGCGAGGAGAAGACCUAGAACCUAAAAUCUAGAACCUCAGAGACAGUUUACGGUGAGACCUGAACCUCCUGCAGAACCUUGGGAACCCACACUAGAGUUCGUAAUCCGGUUCUGGAGCUGAUAUGGGCUGAACCGACACACGCAGGCUCCUAUUUGCACCAAUACAUUGAGACAUGGGCAGUAUUUUUCCCUGACUGUUGACUUUAAAACCUCAGGAGGGGAAUCCUGAUUCAGUAUAGAUAUUCAUAUAUGCAAUCGCGCGCGCACAGAGGACCCCAACGCUGUGAUAUAAAGCUAAAUCCUCACAACUUUCUAUGUUUGCGUGUACUGAUGUGUGGCUGUACAGAAAGACACACUCUAAGAGGGCUUGGUUGAUUUGAUAAUAAUACACUGUGCCUGAUGUAGUGAGUUUGUGUUUGUUUGUCCCGCUCAGACGUACCGUUUUGACCUCCCAAAGGUCUAUUGAUUCAACCUACGAUUCGCCCGUUUGGAAAUGGGCCACUUGGGAAACAGGCAGACAUGUGUGCAAUCUUAUAAGCGUUUUAUAAGGAAUAGUCACUGGUCUGUUGAAAUGAAUAUGUUUUGACAGACGUGUUGAGUAAUGGACUAUAUUAUUAGAAAAUUAAAGAACGAACUGGACGUUUGGACUCAUUUUUCACAUCGUCUUGCUAUAUUGUUUUGUGUGUGAUCAUGUGCAUCCCUCAUUAUAACUGUUUACGCUGUCACAUGGUCCUCGAAUUCCAAAAAAUCGUCAAGAACGUGCUUUUUUUACCUUAAAAAAAAAAAAAAAUUUACAUUGUGACAUUAUUUUCAUGACUAUUUCUUUUCAUGCACAUUUACUUCCCAAUUAUCAGUAGCUUGCAAAAUGCAAAUAAAUAAAUGAUUGCAUAAAGAAAUUCAAAAAUGCAUGAAUAUAAAAAUAUUAAUGUUAAUUUUAACUCAAUUUAAUUAGUAAAAUCAGUAAAAAGUAAUGUGCAUUUGUAAGGCACAAACAUAAUUGUAGUAUUUGUUGUACUGUGAAUUAAAUUAAUCCUAAUUUAAAGGGGGAAAAUGGUUCACAUUCAUGAAACAAAAACAUAAAUUAAAAAUAAAUUUUAAUUGUCCAUAUAGCAUUUAUGCAAUUUUUUUCACAAGUUUAACAUGAAAAUAUUUUUAAGAUUCAAACAGAAAAUCAUUAAAUUAUUCAAUGCAUAAAAAAGAUUUUCAAAUCACAAAGAAAAGUGUUCAUGCUUUAUAAAUAAGAUUGGAGCUAUAUAUAGAUCAAAGAUGAAAAAAGGGUUUAAGCAGAAAAACAAUAAGUGUAAUACUGCUUUGAAUAGUUGUUAUUUUUCCUAAAUUUUUUCCCUAAAGUUUUCUGUUGAAUUUAAUUGCAGCUUUGUUUUUGUUUUUCAGAGGAAAAUAUAAAUAUCAAACAUUUUCCCUAAUUUACAGAAGACACCCACUAAAAUGUCAUUCUGUGUAACAAAGGCAUAUUUAAAACAUUUAAAACAAUCAAAUUUAAUAUGCUCCCUUAUUAUUUUUUUUAUCUUUUACCAGUCAGAAUAAGCAUUUUUUAUUUUUUUUUUACAGAAAUGUUGUUAUGCUGAAUGACUAUAUAUACAAUUUUCAACCAAAUUUUGACCCUUUAUUCUGUAAACUUAUUUGAAAUCUUAAAAGUAGACACUUAACUUAUAUUUAAUGUGCUUUCUAUGGAUAUUAAAUCACUUUUGUUUAUUUCUUUUGAUGCGGACAUCAUAAUAUCUUGUAUAUAAUCUCAAGCUUAAUUGUCAUGAAUAGUGUCAUAAUGCAAAAAAUGAAAUAAAAAAUAAUCGUAAUGGCUUUUUUCUUCAUCCAAAUCUAAUUUAUAUAUUUUUAAGAUCUUUUGUUUAUUGCAAAAAAUGACCUUACCAUUUACCGAAGCAGACUGUGAUGUCACAGAGAGGGGCGGGGCUCAGUUUGACAGCGUGCUGGUGGAUGUUUUUUUGUUUUUUUUGGGAUGUGUAUGAUAUGUUCUGUAUAAAUGUACAUGUACAGGUGUGAUGUAUAAUCUCCCAUCAUGUAGAAAGAGCAGAGGACAUAUAUUUUCAAACCAAACGAGUCAUGCACUAAAAUAACAUUAUGAGGCAAAAAAAAAAAACUAAAAACAUGAGGACUGAAUAUGCUGUGAUCUCUGAGCAUCAGAGAGAGAGAGAGAGAGAGAGAGAGAGUGUGUGUGUGUGAGAGAGAGAGAGAGAGAGAGAGAAUAUGUUUUUUCUACAGAACGUCAUUAUUCACAUAUGGGAGAAGGGAAGCUGAAGCCACUUUCUUCAGUGUGUGUGUGUGUGUGUGUGUGUGUGUGUGUGUGUGUGGCGUCUGUGAUGUUUACCUACUUCUGGGAAUUUUUUCCUGUUAUAGCUAUGAAAUCCUGUAUAUUCAACCAAUAAUAAAACUGCUCUUUGUAU